This is a messenger RNA of Topomyia yanbarensis, 4675 nucleotides long. RefSeq names its product TBC1 domain family member 16 (gene TBC1D16). Lineage: Eukaryota; Metazoa; Arthropoda; Insecta; Diptera; Culicidae. The coding region runs from base 454 to 2853 and encodes 799 amino acids. Gene Ontology annotation, cellular component: early endosome. Gene Ontology annotation, biological process: activation of GTPase activity. The record is from RefSeq and is a predicted model, not a curated record. Gene Ontology annotation, molecular function: GTPase activator activity. The transcript is spliced from 8 exons.
GGAACCAUUAUCACUAUCAGUAAAGCCCCAAUUGCUGCUGAACCGUCCGAUGACGAAGGAAGAACGUGAAGACAAAAUUUAAUCAAUAUCAACGAGUGAAAAGUGCAUAUUACAUCAAUUGAAGCGAAUUGCCUUCUUUGAAUUGGAAAUCAACAGAAAGCACGAUACUGGGAAAACAAAGAAACAACUUUGUUUAAAUAAAGUUAAAGUUGAUAUGAAAAUUAGGGAUACAUAAAAGACUACCUUGAGGAUAGGCCUAUGAGGGAAGGAUUUGCUCUGAUGCUCGCCAGAAAGGAUUCCACCAGUUUUUUUCCAACUCGUUUUCGUGUAGAAAUAUUGUUGUGAAUCACAUAGCUUACUGGAAAAUGAACUCGCCAGCAUAGAUAAUAUUGAUGACAUUUAACAUUUUGGAAUAUUCUCAAUAGUCAUCUCACCAUAAGCCUAGUGCUCAAAAUGCCCAUUGUGAGCAUCCUGAAACGAGCGUCCAGUUAUAUUCUUGGUAGCGACGAAGACAGCGAAGAGAGCAACGAGAUGGUAUACGAAGAUAACGAAGUCCUGUUCUGCAAGAACAAUAUUUGUGUCCACCCACCUGCCGUCGUUCGCCAGGAAUCAGACGUUCUGCACUACCCGGGCUAUUUGACGGUCACCACCAAGACCUUUAUCGAUCAGUAUAACAAUGCCAAACGACCAACCUUGUUUCUUACGUGGAUCCCCAACUCAACUUUAAGAAAAUGUCCUUCGACGGUGGAAAAUAUCGCGUUCUUUCGAACUAGCAAUUUGAGCGAAAAUAAACUGAAACAGCACCAGCAGGAACAGCAGAAGUUACAACAAUCGCAAAAUCCAAAAUCUAGCUCUAACCAGUCUAACGUCUCCAAAAGUGAUGCUGUGAAUCAAAAAGUGGAGAAAAAUGGUGAAAACCCUUUCGCGGUAGCUUUAAGAAUUGCCAACACAAACCCAUUCCUGGAACCGUACAAUGAGACCAUCGCGCAAAAUUCUACUGACUCUAAAUCGAUGAACUGUUCCGACUACUCCGAGACUAUCAGUAUAAGUUCUAGCUCAGAUAAGGCCAGUCUGUGCAACAGUACCGAGUAUAGUCGUGAAGAUGUUCACGACGACGAGGAAGACGAAGGUAUUAUGACUUCGGAAACGCACAUGUCGACAAGUGCAACGGAGGAAACAGCUGAAGAACAGGAAUUGAAAACUGAACUACAACCGCUGAUUGAAACGGAAGAAACGAAAGCUAACAGCAUGGCAAAAGUUCUACCGACUCAAACGUCGCUCACAUCGGUCAACAUUACAAUUGCAAGUCCGCACAUACAGAACGUGGACAUAUCGCCACCAGAAGCGGCACUAUCGCAAAAUGAACGAUUUAUGCGAUCACUAUCAAUCUCAUCCAAUGAAGAGAACAAUCCCAAUUGGAUGUCCCCCGAAUUGUUGGCCUACAAACAUAACUUGUCCUUUCCGGAAAGUGCGUCCGCCUCGCCGAUUGUAAGCAGGAAGACACAGCUCAAAUGUAGAAGAUUCUCGGUCGACCUAAGCCAAAUGCGAGCCUUGCGUUUAUUCUUCAACGAUGAAAAUUGUACCUCUGGUCAAUUAGUAAUUGCUUCGCGCGAGUCACAGUACAAGAUCCUUCACUUUCAUCACGGAGGAUUGGAUCAUCUAGCACAAGUGCUGCAUCAGUGGCACUGCCUUCUGCACAACAUCAAGCUAGCGCCAGGUCAGGAUGAACCGAACCUUCCCUAUCGCCAGUUUAUGGUGUGUCGCCCAGAGGUACGACAAUCCGAGCUACAUCCAGAGGAGGGCAAAGUCAGCAAGAUAACAACGGACUACUUCUAUGGAACACUUCUGAACGAGAAGGGACAGAUUGAGGACGAUCUCCAGCUGCGCAAGUGUGUCUUUUUCGGUGGAUUGGAGAAAAGCUUGCGUAAAACAGUGUGGCCCUUUUUACUGCACUGUUACAGCACAAAUUCUACCUUCGAAGAUCGGGCGGCUCUGACGGAAAUUCGUCGCCAAGAGUACGAGGAGAUCACGAGACGGCGACUGUACUCGAUGUCCCCCGAGGUUCAGGCACAGUUCUGGCGUUCGGUUCAGUGUGUCAUCGAGAAGGACGUUAUCCGUACGGACCGCGGUAAUCCGUUCUUCGCCGGGGAAGACAAUCCUAACAUCGACACUAUGAAAAAUAUUCUACUAAAUUAUGCUUUCUAUAAUCCGGGAAUGUCGUACACACAAGGAAUGAGCGACUUAUUGGCGCCAGUGCUGUGCGAAAUUAAAAGCGAAUCGGAGACGUUCUGGUGCUUCGUUGGCCUUAUGCAGCGUGCUAUAUUUGUGUGUACGCCUACCGAUAAUGAUAUUGAUCGAAAUUUGUGCUACCUGAGGGAAUUGAUACGACUGAUGGUUCCUAGCUUCUACAAGCACCUACAGAAGCACACCGAUGCCAUGGAAUUGUUGUUUUGCCACCGCUGGAUUCUAUUGUGCUUUAAACGAGAGUUUACCGAAGCGGUUGCUAUUCGCAUGUGGGAAGCGUGCUGGUCCAACUACUUGACUGACUAUUUUCACCUAUUUCUCUGCCUGGCUAUUGUAGCGGUUUACGCUGAUGAUGUUAUUGCUCAAGACCUGCGAACAGACGAGAUGCUGCUGCACUUCAGUUCACUAGCUAUGUACAUGGAUGGACAAUUGAUACUCCGCAAAGCACGUGGUUUACUGUACCAAUUUCGUCUAUUCCCGAAGAUUCCCUGUACCCUAUCCGGGCUGUGUAAACGAUGUGGGCCAGGGAUGUGGGACUCUGGUCAUCAUCCGUCGAUCGAGUGUAUCGGUCAUCUGGAUCAUGAAACAUGCGCACUGGCUGUAGAUUAAAGUACGACACGCGUGGAUAAACGGCACGACAUUCCGACCACUUCACCACAAAUUUGAGCAAUGAUCUGUAUGAAUAAACAUUAUGUUACAAUUUAAGUUAAAUUCGUACACCAGCAAAUACGUGAUAAAUGAACAACUGAACAUGCUUAGUAUAGUUAGGGCCAUUUGUUGCAAAAUUUAACUCCACGAUUUUAUUUACAAUGCUUGCUGUAUAAGAGACGGGCGAUGAACUGAUGUGCAGAGUAUUUGACUGUACAACGAAAACAUUUACCAAUUGAAAGUGUGCACCCUAAGUUACUAUAUUAGUAUGCCUGAAGAAAAGACAUAUUCCAUAAAUGUUACUUUUUUGAAUAGAAUACUACUAACUAGCGCAACCAGCUAUACCAUCAAUGCAAUCAAUUACACACAGGCACAUAAAACAAAGAACAAUAAGAAAAUAGUCGUUGAGCUACGCUUUGUUAUCAGUAAAUUUUAGAAAUCAAAACCUUAAAGCUUCCACGUGAUCCACUACGCAUGGGUUACGGUUACUCAGACAAAAAUGACAUCAAUGUGUUUGACGACAACAAUAGAAACUAUACCAACCAAAUGAUGAAAAAUAAUCAAAAUUACAGUGCGGAUUUUUUCGAAAUAAACAGGAGCAGUCGUUUCUAAACGCUGUGCUUAAAGGAUUUUUUUGAACAUGAUAGCUCUUUUUCAAAAAGAAUAGACUGACGUCUAUCUUUUUAAGUUGUCAAGUUUUAUUAUUUUUCCAAUAAUUUUAGGUGUCAUAAGUAGUAUUUUUCAUUGAAAACAUCUGAGUUACUGCGACCACUGCAUAAUACAAAACAGCUAACUUAGUCAGAUUUACAAUGCAAUAGAUUGAUAGUAGCUAUGAAUACCCCCAUUCAAAUUAGUAACAAUAGCUGAAAACAAUUACAGCGGAAUAAUUAAAAAAACUACAAAAUAGCCCUGAAGAAACUACUAACAUAUUAGCGGAGAUGCGCAGUAGUAUAAUAAUUGUUGAUGUUAUGAACUAUUUACACAAAUUUUAUAAUACAAAUUCUAAUGGUAAUAAACUCUUUGGCAUGGUUUUAACAAAAAAUGUUGCAGAAUGAAUGGAACGGAUUUUGAGAAAUGAUAAUGUGAAAUGCAGUGAGUAAAAUUGUGACAACAUCAGAAUGGACUGCAACGGUCUCUCGGCGUUGAUGCCUUCUUGUUUCAAAUAAAAAUCGUAUCGUCAAUCGGAUAUGAAUAUGUGUUGUCAUGUGUAGUGUUUCCAGAUACAUGUGAACAUAGUGAACAGUUUCGAAAAAUCUUCCUUUAAACUAAUCAACUGUUGAGUGACCAUGGCAUUCGAUAAACAACUAACCAGUUGGAUAGAUCCUACUACACAGUUAUCCCACAUCACUCAAUAAUGGAAUACUCAUUCGUUUAAUUUUACCAUUAUCUCAAAUAUCCGAGCGCAAAAAAAUAUCAAUCGCAGCUUCAUCAAAUCUAACAGUUUCGGUACCAAUCCCUUAUACUAAAUGAACUUAGUACUGUUUCUGGGUAGAUUUAUCAUCCCAUUGUUUGCGUCGUUCAACGAUUGUGAAGCUAUUACUCAAGUAAUUAAAAAAAUCCACUGAGGAAACAACUUAUGAAAAUCAGAUAGUAACUCUAUUAACCGAAUGUAAGAUAGAUCUAAACCAGAAUGAAAUUAUGUAACGUGAUCAAAUGAUGUAUUAUUUUACCAAAGUGAACAGCAACCAAGUGUAAUUAUAUAUGAUAGGGAAAAUAAACAAUGUAAUAGAUAUCUUGUAAAAGUACACCGCUUCGAAUAAAAGUCUAUCAGACAUAAAACUGA